AGCUCACACGCAUGUGUCGUCUGAAGGCAAACGCGCAUGCGCACAGAUGAGCUGCAGAUCUGACGUCACGUACUUCCGUUCAACAUGGCGGCGCAGCGCAGGAGUCUGAUGCAGAGCCAUCAGAGCUGGACCGACGAUCUGCCUCUUUGUCAGCUGUGUGGUGUCGGCUCGGCUCUUAACUGUGUGUACGGACCCGAUGGAAAAGGGACCCAGAGUCACCCGAAUGAGGACGGACACUUCCGCUUCAGUACUGAGAGCUGUUAUCUGUACGGGGUGUUUGACGGGUUCGACGGCAGCAGGGUGGCAGAUUUUGUGUGUCAGUGUUUGACAGCUGAACUCUUACUGGGGCAGCUGAACUCCAGUCACACGGACGCAGACGUGAAGAGAGUCCUGACACAGGCCUUUGAUGUUGUAGAGAAGAGUUACUUUGAGACCAUUGACGAUGCUCUUGCAGAGAAGGCAAAUCUUCAGACUCAACUUCCUGAGGGCGUCUUUCUCUCGGCUCAGACACAGAAGAUGUCAGAACGACUCAAGUCUUUAGAGCAGGAGGUCUCGGGUGGAGCCACAGCUAUAGUCGCUCUCAUACUCGAUAAUAAACUCUACAUCGCCAAUGUAGGUACCAAUCGGGCUCUUCUCUGUAAGACAACAGCUGAUGGUCAGAACCAGGUGAUCCAGAUUGGCCGAGCACACACAACCGACAAUGAUGAUGAGCUGUCCAGGCUCACCCAACUGGGUCUUGAUCCGGUCGGGUUGAGGCAGGUUGGACUGAUCUUGGGUCAGAGCAGUACUCGACGGAUCGGAGACUACAAAGUCAAAUUUAACUACACAGACAUCGAUGUGCUCAGUGCAGCGAAGAAUAAACCAAUCAUCGCCGAGCCUGAGAUUCACGGCAGCCAAUCGCUGGAGGGCGUGACGGGUUUCCUGCUGCUGAUGUCAGAGGGGCUGAUCAAAGCCCUCGAAUCGGCUCAUGGACCGGAGCAGGUCAACCAGGAGAUUGUCGCCAUGGUAGCAGCCGAGUUGGCUCUGCAGAGCAGUCUGGAGGCAGCUGCGCAGUCGGUGGUGGAGCGAGUCAAACGGCUGCAUCACGACGCAUACGUGAGCGGCAGACAGAGAGCGUCACACUGCGCACGACACGAGGACAUGACGCUGCUCAUCAGAAUCAUCAACUACCCGCUAGCAGAGGGAUCUCUCACACCUACACAAGGAGGUCGGCUCUACCCUGUAUCUGUGCCGUACUCGAAUCAUCAGAGCACCAGUAAAACCAGUGUGACGCUGUCUCUGGUCAUGCCAUCACAGGGCACGCUGACAAACGGCUCCAACACGGCGUCCACACUCAAGGAAGACACGCCCACUGCCAGUCAAAGCCCCACAGCGACGCUGCAGUCCACCAACACGCACACGCAGAGUUCCAGCUCCAGUUCUGGUGACGGCAGUUUGUUCCGUCAGAGAGCAAGUCAAGCGGCUCAGCCCGAUGAAACCGGACGGGUCCCGCCCUACGUUGACUUCACACAGUUUUACUACUUGUGGGGGAUGGACCACAGCGACGGGCAGGGACUGACCGCAGAUCUAGGACCACAGUGAGGAGCCGAGCGGAUGAGGAAUCAGAGCAGAGGUCACUCCAGGGUCGUUGGGAUUGAAGGAUGAGCUCUCACGAGAGCCCUUCUGUGGUCCUGAUGGGAUCCUGCACACGUACACACAGAAUCCUUUUUUAACAGUAACAGCUUGAAUCCAGCACAUGAGUUAAAGCAAAAGAAUAAAAGAUUAGACUGACGAGUAUCUCAAGCGAGCCGUGGCGUUAGGCAUGAAUCUUCAAGUCAUUUGAUGCUGGUUAUUUUUCCGUCUACAAGUACAUUCAUUUAUUAUUUCUCUGCACUUCUGUCUGUUUAUUUCUUUUUUUAUAAAGUUUGACUGCAGGUUCUGUGAAUGAAUUCAGUUUUUGUUUGUCGUGUGUGUGUCAUAUCUGUGUACUUUGGCCUUCUAUAAUAAAGGGUUGAGGCGGAUCACA
Messenger RNA from Triplophysa rosa, 2005 nucleotides. It is a transcript of the gene tab1, whose product is annotated as TGF-beta activated kinase 1/MAP3K7 binding protein 1. Bases 85 to 1581 code for a protein of 498 amino acids. NCBI's taxonomy places the organism in Eukaryota, Metazoa, Chordata, Actinopteri, Cypriniformes, Nemacheilidae. The record is from RefSeq and is a predicted model, not a curated record. The transcript has 11 exons. Gene Ontology annotation, biological process: protein dephosphorylation. Gene Ontology annotation, molecular function: protein serine/threonine phosphatase activity. Gene Ontology annotation, cellular component: cytosol.